Messenger RNA from Oncorhynchus keta (chum salmon), 3610 nucleotides. Its product is annotated as mucin-5AC-like. NCBI's taxonomy places the organism in Eukaryota, Metazoa, Chordata, Actinopteri, Salmoniformes, Salmonidae. Bases 33 to 3191 code for a protein of 1052 amino acids. The transcript is spliced from 8 exons. The record is from RefSeq and is a predicted model, not a curated record.
CAGAAGCUCCUUUUACAACAACUGUAGCACCAAUGACUUUAGGAACAACAGUCCCAACAACAACUGCAGCUAAUUCCUCAACUUUAGCUACUUCAAUGCCAAUCCCAACUGCAGCUCCUACAACAACAACUCUUGCUCCUACGACCUCGACAACUUCAGCACCAACUACUUUAUUCACAACUGCAGGUCCUACUACCAUUUUACCUCCUUCGACAACCACAACAACAUCCACUACAGCAACUGUAGCUCCUACAAUGUCAAUCUCAAUUGCAGGUCCUACUACCAAUUUAACUCCAACGACAACCUCAACUGAAGCUCCAACAGACAUCACAACUGUAGCUCCUAUGCACCCCACAAUUGCAACUUCAACUGUUGAAUCACCUACAACAACAACUACAGAUGCUUCCACAACCACAACUGCAAGUCCUACUACCAUUUUGACUCCUAAGACAAUCACAACUGAAGCUCCUACAGAAAUCACAACUGUAGCUCUUAUGACCCCCACAAUUGCAGCUUCUACUUCAACAACUGUUGCUCCCACGACCACAACUGCAGCAUCUCCUAUAACAACAACUGUAGAUGCUUCCAUAAACACAACAGCAGCACCUACUACGUCAAUCACAACUGCAGGUCCUACUAACAUUUUAACUCCAACGACAAGCACAACUGAGGCUCCUUCAGAUGUCACUACUGUUGCUCCUUUGAACCCCACAAUGGCAGCUUCUUCUUCAACAACUGUUGCUCCCACGAUCACUACAACUGCAGAAGCUCCUACAACAACAACUGCAGCUGCUUCUACAUUUACUACUGCAUUCCCUACUGCAACCACAACAGAAGCUCCUUCUACAACACCUGUAGCACCAAUGACUUUAGGAACAACAGUCCCAACGACAACUGCAGCUAAUUCCUCAACUUUAGCUCCUUCAACGCCAAUCCCAACUGCAGCUCCUACAACAACAACUCGUGCUCCUAUGACCUCUACAACUUCAGCACCAACUACUUUAUUCACAACUGCACGUCCUACUACCAUUUUACCUCCUUCAACAACCACAACAACAACUGUAGCUCCUACAAUGUCAAUCUCAGCUGCAGGUCCUACUGCCAAUUUAACUCCAACGACAACCUCAACUGAAGCUCCAACAGACAUCACAACUGUAGCUCCUAUGCACCCCACAAUUGCAACUUCAACUGUAGCAUCACCUACAACAACAACUGCAGAUGCUUCCACAACCACAACUGCAAGUCCUACUACCAUUUUGACUCCUAAGACAAUCACAACUGAAGCUCCUACAGAAAUCACAACUGUAGCUCUUAUGACCCCCACAAUUGCAGCUUCUACUUCAACAACUGUUGCUCCCACGAUCACUACAAUUGCAGAAGGUCCUACAACAACAACUGUCGCUGCUUCUACAUUUACUACUGCAUCCCCUACUGCAACCACAACAGAAGCUCCUUCUACAACAACUGUAGCACCAAUAACUUUAGGAACAUCAGUCUCAACGACAACUGCAGCUAAUUCCUCAACUUUAGCUCCUUCAAUGCCAAUCCCAACUGCAGCUCCUACAACAACAACUCUUGCUCCUACUACCUCUACAACUUCAGCACCCACUACGUCAUUCACAACAGCAGGUCCUACUACCAUUUUGCCUCCUUCGACAACCACAACUGUAUCACCUAUGACAACCACAACAACAUCCACUACAACAACUGUAGCUCCUGCAAUGUCAAUCUCAACUGCAGGUCCUACUACCAAUUUAACUCCAACGACAACCACAACUGAAGCUCCGACAGACCUCAUAACUGUAGCUCCUAUGCCCCCCACAAUUGCAACUUCAACAACAACUGCAGAUGCUUCCACAACCACAGGUGCAGCACCUACUACAUCAAUCGCAACUGCAGGUCCUACUACCAUUUUGACUCCUAAGACCAUCACAACUGCAGCUCUUAUGACCCCCACAAUUGUAGCUUCUACUUCAACAACUGUUGCUCCCACGACCACAACUGCAGCAGCUCCUAUAACAACAAUUGUAGCUGCUUCCACAAACAAAACAGCAGCACCUACUACGUCAAUCACAACUGCAGGUCCUACUAACAUUUUACCUCCUUCGACAACCACAACUGUAUCACCUACGACAACCUCAACAACUGUAGCUCCUACAAUGUCAAUCUCAACUGCAGGUCCUACUACCAUUUUCCCUCCUACGACAACCACAACCGAAGCUAAUAAAGAAAUCACAACUGUAGCUCCUACAACACCAAUCACAACUGCAGGUCCUAAAACCAUAUUAACGACAACCGCCACUGCAACUUCUACUACAACUACAAAUGCAGGUCCUUCAACCACCACAACUGCAGCUCCUACAAGUACAACCACAAUUGCACUUCCUACCUCGACAACCACAAUGGCAUCAUUUACCUCAACUUCUACGGCUUCAGUGGCAUCAACUAGAUUUGGCACAGUGGUGGUUUUUGUAAGACUAGAGUUCCAGCUCAACACAGCAGUCCCCAGUAAGGAUGUCGUCCUUGGUGCCGUCGACAAGAAACUGUCUACACAAUUCAGGACCUUCAAAAUUCAAAGAAACACUCAAGCCACCCUCCAGAAUGCAACUUAUAUCAAACUUUCAGAUACUUCAUUUGCUGUUGAUCUUGGUUUCAAAAUAACCAAUGUAUCCAUGGAGGAGAGACUGCUUCAAAGUGCUAGAGUCACUUUCACCGAUGAUACCUACAGCCAGAUACAGGAUUCAAUUAACAGCCUACUGCAUGAUAUUCUCAGUGAACCAAACGGCAAACAAUUUGACUUUCCCAAAGCCAAAUUUAGUGUUGUUGGCAAUCAAAUCAGGGCAAACGUGACGUAUGUAUACAAAGAGAAAGACGUCAACCUCCCUAGUGCCUUUCUAGGGGAUGUUUUAAAAGUCUCAGGUCUCCUAACAACCACUGUUGCACCAACAACAACUACCAGCACCUCACCACCUACUACCCCUUUGCUGUCCACUCCUUUCAGUAUAAGUGACAGAGGUUUUCCUGGCUGGGCUCUGGCCAUUAUCAUCCCCUGUGGCAUCGCUAUCAUUCUGGUACCCCUGUGGAUCCUGCUAUGUUGCAUGCUAUGUGGCGGCUGUGCAGCUUUAAGGAGACGCUGGCAACAACACAGAGCUUACAACGUACAGUACACCACAAGAAACGGCAUCUUCUGAGGUGACAAGACUAUCAAAAUAACAGCCAAUCAUCUAUAUCUGCUCAUCAUCACAACAAAUAAUAUAUUUUUCAUGUAAUCCAUACACCAUUACGUUUGAGAAGAUCAAACACAGACUUGCUUUUAUUUUUAUAACAAAAUUGCAUUGUUCUUGAUAGGGUUAAUAGGUCACGUGUUUCCCCAAUGUACUACUUUUUAAUAUUAUACAGUAUUUCUCAUUUUAGUCAAAGCUACAGCUGAGCUGGUAUAUUAUGCAUUUAUGUAAUUUAAUCAUUUAUAUACACAGAAAUAUUAUUUUCGAUUUUUGUUAUUUCCCCUGCUGAUUUAAGCUAUUAAUUCACUAUAUUUGAAAGUCUGCAAUACAGCACUUGUUUCUUUAUCAUACAAUUUAACACAUGUAAUAAAAGCCUUUCAAAUCAA